CGCCUCCAAUAAAGCCAAAAGAAGACAAAGCAUUGACUUUUUGUUGUCAUAUUGGGCAGACACCCUACAGAUGGCACUGAGUUAAGUGUAAUAAGCUGACAGUGGGAUUAAGUACAUGGUAACAGGCCUUGUUGAAUCCUCCGCUUGCCCCCGCAGGUUAGUUUGCCGUCGUGUAACCGGACACAUGCCUCUGCGUGCUGCUUUGCAAGUGGCUGCUGUUCGCCUCUUUAACACCAUCUAAUAUUAACCGCGGCACUCUGGCCACUUUGCCUCUUCUCUCUCGGUUUCUGUCAUCUCUUCUGCUCAAGACUUUAUUCAUUAUGUGUCCUCUGCAGCUGAGGAAGUUGCUCUUUGUAGGGUGGGUCGUAGGUUACGUCGCCUUUCUGCUCUCAAUCAAGAGGAUGUGGACCGGGAAGUACAUCCGAAAUCCGGUUGUCCGCUCUCUCCUGGUGAACAUGCUGAGCGACCUGGAUACGAUAGACGUUACAAAGUGGUACAGGUGCAACCCUGACCAACUGGAAGAAUCACUGCAGCCACUGUUUAUCCAAAACCAGCUGGAUGCGGACACCAGGGCUUUUGUGGAACAGAGUGAAGAGAAGUCUACGUAUCUCUUCACCCAAAUCUAUUAUUCUCUCGUCUCAACUGUCCUCAGCCCGCUGGUAUCGCGUACCUCCAUUAAUGGGUUUCUGGGUCGCGGCUCUAUGUUCGUGUUUUCCAAGAACCAGUUCCAGCAGCUGAUGCGGAUCGAGCCAGACUGGGUGACUGACAGACUAUUGGACCUCGGCGCGGGGGAUGGUGGUGUUACAAAGGUGAUGGCACCACAUUUCACGGAGGUCUAUGUAACUGAAGUGUCAUUGACCAUGAAAAGGCGUCUCCGCAAGAAGAAAUUCAAACUGCUGGGUAUAGAUGCGUGGCAGGAGACAGGCUUUAAGUAUGACGUGAUCAGCUGUUUGAACCUUCUCGACCGCUGCGACGAUCCCCUGCAUCUCCUGAAGGACAUCCGACAAUCACUGGUUCCAGGGACGGGAAGACUCAUCGUGGCUGCUGUGAUUCCUUUCCAACCUUGGCUAGAAAUCGGAGGGAGAUGGGAGCGUCCCAGGGAAUACAUAAAAAUUCAAGGCAAGACUUGGGAGGAGCAAGUAAACAGUCUUACAAAUGAGGUUUUCCGAAAGGUGGGGUUUGAGGUGGAGUCCUUCACCCGAUUGCCAUACCUCUGCGAAGGGGACAUAGCAAGAGAUUACUACCUUCUUGAUGAUGCAGUUUUUGUUCUAAAGUCCUCAGAUGAUCAAGUGGCUGCUCCAUGAGUACUACAAGCACAGAGUAUGUAGUUAUAUUUUCAUGAGCAUUCUUGAAUCGCAGUGUUUGACUUUUUUAGAAGUGGCGAGUCGGGUGUGAAGCUCAGGUAACAUAGUUUCAAUGUUCACCAGCCAUCUUGUUUAGUGAGACCUCUACCCAAAAAUCUGGAAGGCAUUUGGCCUAUAAGAAAAUGCCACUAAUGGACUCUGAUGUCAUAACUCUUACACAACCAACAAAACAUGAGAUUUUUUUUUGUCUGUUACUUGUGCUCACUCGAAGUAUCAUUCUGUAUUGAUGCAGAGGACCCUCUUGAGAUGGUGUUUAACUGGACCCUUAUUUUUCCCAACAAAUUUUCUACCCAAUAUCAGACAGUGAAGAUGGCGCAAGUGAAAGGAAGGCAUUUAAACACCCAUUUUGUAGCCAGUUCAUUAUAAUUUUACAAUAACUUGAAGCAGAACUUUUAAAGUGAGCCCAUGGAAUUCCAGCUUCAAUGACCACAAAAAGAAUAUUGUAGACUGUUCAAAGCUAGUUUCUUUCUUUCUUUUUUUUUUUUUUUUUAAAUGAAAACAGAUUCUUAAAGCUUUAUCCUUUGACUUUGACAAUAACAUCUAAAUCUUAAUUCUUGAUAUAAAAUGCCUGUUGGUGCUAGUAGAUGUAACUAUGACAUAAAUGGACAAGGCCUUAGUUGCCGCAUUGACUUGUAAACUACUGGUUUUACUAUUCCAAGCAAUGCUGUAGCAGCAAGCCCUGCAUUUAUGGCUGUUUAUGAAUUAAACUUUGUCUCUCAAUGUUAUGGCCUGAAUAUAUGCUGCUCAAAUAAUGGUGCAGAAUGAAUUUUUUUGGGGGGGGAAAUGUGCCACACAUAAUGCAGUCUAAGUGUUUGUUCUAAAUAAAAUACACUUUUGAGCAUU
Haplochromis burtoni (Burton's mouthbrooder) is the source of this 2207-nucleotide messenger RNA. It is a transcript of the gene mettl9, whose product is annotated as methyltransferase like 9. NCBI's taxonomy places the organism in Eukaryota, Metazoa, Chordata, Actinopteri, Cichliformes, Cichlidae. Gene Ontology annotation, molecular function: protein-L-histidine N-pros-methyltransferase activity. The transcript has 5 exons. The record is from RefSeq and is a predicted model, not a curated record. The coding region runs from base 321 to 1304 and encodes 327 amino acids.